CACAGAGGGUGCAGCUUUGCCACGGUGCCCACGGUGCGCACGCGCCUGCGCAUGGUCGCCCCGGUAUGGCGGACUCAGGUGAGAAAGCCGAGUUUGCCGAGGAGGACCAGGAUCACGAGGGCAUGGAGUCGCCUUCGAGGACAGACGACGACCUGAGCGUGAGCUCGAAACGAAGUAAAAGCCGGGAGUCGAAGAAAUCGACGAAGGAGAAGAGGUCAGGCACCAAGAAGAGCUCCAAGUCAAAACGCAAAGGCUCCAAAGAGUCCAAAGCCUCCAAGGAUCCCGCGGAGGGCUUGAUGAGCCCCACGAGCCGCCUCUCACAGUGCCUCAUCGUAGACUUCGACAUCACCGCGCCUCCCGAAGGCUUUGAGGAUGACUUCUUCGACCUCCCAAGUGGUGCUCGCAUGGCCGACCUGAAGUUGCAGCUGUCGAAGCCCACGAGCGCUCUGUGGAUGCGCAUCAAAGACCGCCUGGAGCGCACCAUCGGAGCCGACGCGAUGAAGACCUACGAAGUUGCAGAAGCAGCAAAGCCAGUACCAAAGACCAAGCAUCGGAAGGACUUUAGCAUCCAAGAUGAGCUGAACCUCCGUGAAGCCCCCAAGGAUACGGGCAACGCCUACUUCAUGAAGGGCUUCUCUUCGCAGACAGCUCCUUUCCAGGGCGUCCGUCCAAACUUGCUGCCGGUGAUCUCUCAAGACAAGGUGACCAUUGACAAGGCGAUGCUGCCUGCCUUGUACCAACCUUUCCGGACGGAGAGGGAGCAUCCCUAUGGUUUGGAAGAUCCAUCAGUCCUUCUUCCGCGAGGUGCAUUAAAGCAGCCACCCCCCGAUGAGGGCCGCAUCUUCCGGCUGGUGACCCAGGAAGUGCCGGAGCCCCGGGCGACGGUGGUGCACCGCCACUUUGGGCGACAGGCUCCGACUCCAACUUCGCCCUCUUGAGGUCUCACCCAUAACUCGUGUCUUGCGGAGUUCAGCGAGACUCGCCCACUUCUGGCGGAUGAGCCAAGUGGAGAAGCGGUCGAAGGUGACAGAGGGGCGGCGACAGAGGGGCUGAAGAGGGAUCAAAC
Molecule: messenger RNA, 1066 nt
Organism: Durusdinium trenchii
Lineage: Eukaryota; Dinophyceae; Suessiales; Symbiodiniaceae
Source: the annotation of a GenBank genome assembly